Hyla sarda is the source of this 8286-nucleotide messenger RNA. RefSeq names its product ubiquitin specific peptidase 54 (gene USP54). The record is from RefSeq and is a predicted model, not a curated record. Gene Ontology annotation, molecular function: cysteine-type deubiquitinase activity. The transcript has 24 exons. Gene Ontology annotation, biological process: protein deubiquitination. The coding region runs from base 1910 to 7078 and encodes 1722 amino acids. NCBI's taxonomy places the organism in Eukaryota, Metazoa, Chordata, Amphibia, Anura, Hylidae.
CUUUGUCUGUAUUUACCUCAGGGCUCUUGAUUUCAAUAGAAGUGAUUAUUAUAAGUUCUCUUCAUGCAGAAACCAGCAAAAUAUAAUGCGCGAGUCAAAAAGGAACCGAAUAGGGGAGUGGACGAAUGAGAGAGCGCGCUCAGCGCUGCCAGCCACACUGUCCCCACGAGCUGCGACAGAGGAAGACGCUGCCAGCCACACUGUCCCCACGAGCUGCGACAGAGGAAGACGCUGCCAGCCACACUGUCCCCACGAGCUGCGACAGAGGAAGACGCUGCCAGCCACACUGUCCCCACGAGCUGCGACAGAGGAAGACGCUGCCAGCCACACUGUCCCCACGAGCUGCGACAGAGGAAGACGCUGCCCAGUCACUUAGGAGCCGCUGUCCCUUUAAGAAGCACAAUGACCUGUGUGUGGGAGGAGGGGCCGCAUCCUGACAAUCAGGUGCACGUCUGUGGAGGAUGAUGUCAUCCCUGUGAGGAGCGCUGCCCGGCCGGGAGAGAGGGAAGGGACGGACGAGGCAGAGCGGAGCCCUACAUGCAGCCGCGCUAUCAUUCUUAUUCUCAUUAUUCUUCCAGAUGGGAGGAUGAGGAGCCGCUCCGGACCGCGGGCGCUGACGUUGAAACAAUCGAUAAAGGCAAUCUGAUGAGCCGAGCCUGGGAGUCAUCUGGUAAACUGUGACAGAACGUGCACACGCAAAUGCUUACUGUCUGAUAUUGUGCUGUGCCAGCUGUAGAUGUACAGGUGCCUGACAUUUGGAGGAUGCUCUGUAAAAGACUCAAACCUUGUGAGAUCACAUUAUUUGGAAAUCAAUUUCGAGUAUUGGACAUCAAAUCUAUGCUUUAGGGCAUGCGUUUACCAGUGGGAGGAAAUUUUGAGAAUCAUGGAAAAUUUUCAAAACCACAUCACCUUAGACCAGCCAUCGAACUCAGUUAAGUGAUAGCUCUUGUGGAUUAUUUGAGCAGCUAGAAAGUAUGACAAAGAUCUGAUUCCAUUGGACUUAGUGGAAUUAAACCCGAGGAUGUUCUCUUGGCCUUCCCUAACCAUCCCAGAUUUUAUUUAAUCCCAUCUGUUUCACAGAGUUCCCGGUCUUCCUUGUCAUCUUUUUCCCCCCACUGUCUUCUCUGAAGGCUGUUGUUUACUGUGGGAGGUGAGGUUUGCUAGACUUGGCAGCGCACCACAAAACAAUGCAGCUCAGUAAUUAAAUGACGCAACCCUUUGCAUUUUUUUCCUCUCUCAUAUAAACCUCUCAGCUGCUUGGGAUUUCCAUAUAUAAAGGAGCUGGGCUGGGAUGAGCAUCUCAUAGAGCUUGGAUUUCUAAAAGCUUUUGUUAGGAGCGGCCUGGAAUCGGAAAGAGAAAAGCAAAACAAACAAAAGAUUCCUUCAGUAUCGUGCUGCAACCUGCUGUAGUUGAAGUUGUCUGCUACUCCCCCUUACACUUCACAGGGGGGGCAUCUAGUCAUGUGCGGAUUUGAUGCUGUGUGAGAGUAGGAGCUGCUUCCAGCGCUUUUUUUUUUUAUUUAUUUUUACAAUCCUGCCCUACUUCACCCUUUGGAGGGAACUGAGGAGAAGUAAGACACGUCCAUUUGCUGUACUGAACUCUGCUGGACAUUAGUAAACACUUACCCUGGACAGCCAAGAGAAAAUCUCUCCUUUCUGUUUCGUGUUGUUAUCUUUCCCUGGAACAAGUUUUUUCCUUGACUUCAGCUAAAAAUCUUUGUAUUACUGCAUCAGCAUCACUUGGCUCCUUCUUAUGGGUGGAACAGAAAGAAACAUUUCUCUAUUUAUUUGUUCCUGACAACCUGGUACAGGCUAUUGAUCUCAGCAGUGGAUCUCUUCUUUGUGAAAGUGGGUUUGAAACUUUUUUCACUCUAAUUUAUUAACAUUUAUUUUUGCACUGGAGACGGGAAUGUCUUGGAAGAGAAAUUAUUUUUCUACGGGUCGCGGAGGAGUACAGGAGAUGUUUACACCACGCAAUUCCAUAUCUAUUGCUCCAAGCAAGGGCCUGAUAAAUGAACCAGGACAAAAUAGCUGCUUCCUUAACAGUGCACUGCAGGUGUUGUGGCAUCUUGAUAUUUUCCGCCGGAGCUUCCGCCAGUUAACCACACACAAAUGUAUGGGUGACUCCUGCAUAUUCUGUGCACUCAAGGGGAUUUUUAACCAGUUUCAGUGUAGCAGUGAAAAGGUUUUACCAUCAGAUGCUCUUCGCAGUGCCCUUGCAAAAACCUUUCAAGAUGAACAACGUUUCCAACUGGGCAUCAUGGAUGAUGCAGCAGAAUGUUUUGAAAAUCUUCUGAUCCGCCUCCACAUUCACAUCGCAGAUGAAUCCAAAGAAGAUAUCUGCACUGCCCAGCACUGUAUUUCUCAUCAGAAGUUUGCAAUGACCUUAUUUGAACAGUGCGUAUGUACCAGCUGCGGUGCCACAUCAGACCCUCUGCCUUUCAUUCAGAUGGUACAUUAUAUCUCAACAACUGCUCUUUGCAACCAGGCAAUAUGUAUGUUGGAAAGGAGAGAAAAACCAACUCCUGAUAUGUUUGGAGAAUUACUGCAAAAAGCUAGUACAAUGGGAGAUUUGAGGAACUGCCCAAGCAAUUGUGGUGAGAAAAUCCGCAUCCGCCGAGUGCUCAUGAACGCUCCUCAGAUCAUAACAAUAGGACUUGUCUGGGAUUCCGAUCACUCUGAUCUUGCUGAGGAUGUUAUUCACAGUCUUGGAACUUGUCUGAAGCUUGGGGAUUUAUUCUAUAGGGUUACAGAUGACAGAGCAAAGCACUCUGAGCUCUAUUUGGUCGGGAUGAUCUGUUACUAUGGCAAACAUUACUCCACCUUCUUCUUUCAAACUAAAAUACGCAAGUGGAUGUAUUUUGAUGAUGCCCAUGUAAAAGAGAUUGGUCCAAAAUGGAAAGAUGUAGUGACAAAAUGCAUAAAGGGGCAUUAUCAGCCAUUACUACUUCUGUAUGCUGAUCCCAGAGGUACUCCAGUGUCUGUUCCAGAUGUUUUGUCUCAGAUGGAUAUUCGGCAGUAUAGCAGAACAUGCUAUGAUAGCGAAGACUCUGGUAGAGAGCCCUCUAUCUCCAGUGACACCAGGACAGACUCUUCCACCGACAGCUAUCACUACAAACAUUCACAUCAUGAAUCUGUGGUAAGCCACUUCUCCUCUGACUCCCAAGGCACAGUCAUCUACAACUUGGAGAAUGAUGCAGCAUCACAGAGCAGUAGAGAUACAGGACACCUGACAGAUAGUGAGUGUAGUCAGAGACAUUUUUCAAGAAAGGGACCCUUAACUGACCGAAAACGAAGUUCCAGUCGGCCCCGGAGAAAAGGAGAUGAGUCCCAAUCUUCAGGUUAUCACAGUGAAGGUGAAACAUUAAAGGAGAAACAAGUUCCAAGAACAGGACUGAAGCUGUCCAGCAGUUCCAGUAGGUUAAGAGACUUUAAAACAACUGUUAGCAAUAUGAUUCACAGUAGACCAUCGCAAGCGUCACAAACAACACCAAGCAUACAUCAUGUUGGAAGUGCAGUGGAUCAAACUGAGAUCAAGCCACCCUCAACCUUAGCAGUAAGACCUAGGGACUGGGAAAUGGAAAAUACCAGCAAUGAAAUUAAAUCUGGAUUAUCCGGCAGAUAUCGACCUACUUGGCGUCCAACACGUGAGCCAUUAAAUGUUGAUAGUAUCUUCAGAACUGAAAAGAGGAAAAGUACAGGAUACAGUCCACUCAGUCCCUUCUCAGAAAAUUCUGGCAAGGACCUCUCUCUACAUGAGCAAAGGGAAACUACCAAUCCUGAUACAAAGGAAAAGCAUCCAUGUGUGAAAUAUAGGAGUUGGGGUGUCGGACGUGGAGCUCCUCCUCACCUUAUGGAUCAGCAGCAGCCACGACUCAUCCAGAGGAUGGAGUCUGGCUAUGAAAGUAGUGAACGGAACAGCAAUAGUCCCAUCAGCAUGGAUUUGCCUUUAUCAGAGAACUGUAGUGCUUUUCGGGAGUAUCACUCAAGGAAAAGUCCUGGUACAGCUCCAGCUCCUACCUGGCGAAACAUUCCAAAGUCUCAGAGCAGUAGUGCAAUAGAUAUGGCAGAUUCUGCCUCAAGUGUCUGGGUUAAGGUCCAUCCCUCUCAUGUUGCAGCUGAGAGUGCGGGACCCAUAAAUAGUGAAUUGGAUGAACUUCAAGAAGAAGUUGCAAGAAGAGCAAGGGAGCAGGAAUUGCGCUGGAAGCGUGAAAAAGAGAUUGAGGCAGCCAUGGGAUUUAAUCCACGUCCUCGGCGGUUUUUGGAUUUAGAUGAGUUACAGAACCAGGGAAGGAGUGACAGCUUUGACCGAUCCAUACAGGAGGCAGACUCUGUCUUUGAACAGUCACUGAGGCUGGAGCAGAAAGGAGAUUACACUACAGCUUUGGCACUGUGUAAUGAAGCUAUUUCUAAAUUCAGACUUGCCAUGCAUGAUGCCAGAUCUAGCACACACUGCAGAACCCUAGCAGAUAAGAAGUUGCAAAUGUGUUUACGAAAGGCACGGACUCUUCAGGACCGCAUGCUGCUGCCGACAAUUCCUCAACCGCUGCCACCAGCUUACCCCUCUCCACAGGGGGGAACUAUAAACCAGUCUACAAGUGACCAGGCUAUCACGGACAAAGUUUCAGUGAACCAUCAGGUAAUGGCAGAGAGAACCACAAAGGAGGACUUCACAUCCACUCCAUUACCACAUCUGUUUGCUUCUAGCCAUGAGUUGCUUCCAUCGUCCGCUGAGUCUUCCAGCUUCUCAGCUACUGAACACUGCCCAUGUAGCAAAACCUUUUUUAACUACCGUGCUUCUUCAGGUCCUAAUUCCCCAGAGAGUGCCUCAACUCAUGCACCAAGCAUGGUUGAUAACAUUUUAAGAGUGGAUAGUAGUAGCCCAGACAUACAACUUAAAAGCCAAAAAAGUGAUCAAGCUGCUGAUGGAAGAAGCCCUAAUAGUGGUAAGGUGACUGAGGAACAGGAAGCUAAAGAUGGUCUUCUACCUUUGCGGAAGAUGAAACUCAAUGGAAUUAAAUCUGGUUCUUUACCAUCAUUGUUAUUUCCCUGGGCACGUCGAGCACACGCUCAGUCUCCAGAUAAAAACAUCCAACCUACCUACUGUAACAAAUCUGUUAGUACAGAAAUUCAUACAAGUGAAGAUAAGGUUGGUUCUUGCGUUGUUCCACCAGUCUCUCCAACUGUUACAAAUAGUUUUAAUGUUCAUCCAGCUAAUAUCUCCACAAAACCAAACAGCCAGGACAACUUACUAGAUAAACAAUGUGAAUUGAAUAUCUUUGAAACUAGCAAAGUUGAAGCGCCGAAAAGUAAGGGGUUGGUGCGCUCACUCGCAGAACAGUUCCAGAGGCUACAAGGUGGCUCACCAAAGAGAAGCAGUUUUGGUGUGAAUUUUACUGGAAUAGACAGCUCUGAAGAGAAGUCUUCAACAGUGGGACAUAUUCAGGAUUCUUUAAACCUUUUGGGAACAGAAUCUGGUCCGCAGCCUCUAGUGAUGCAAGAAAAUAAAUCUGUCAGUACGGAUCAAGCAAGUACUUCUCCAGAUUCUGAGGAUGGGUCAUGUAAUGUUAAUAGAGCGAAUAUAAACCAUCUAAACAGCCAUAGUGCAGUGUCUUUUAAGGAAGUACUACCAGGAGACAUGGCUGACAGUGUUAAUCAUGGCAAGUUUUAUUACAAAGCUGAGAAAAAGGUGAAAUUUGGUAGCACUGUGCAUUUGCCAGCCUCUGUGCCCAUGAACCAGUGGGUUGAUAGUGUCAGCAGAUAUUAUAAUGCCCAAGUGGAUGACAGUGAUGUGGAAUACGAUGCUCCUCCAAGUUUCUCCUCCAAUCGAAAGUCUGUAAGGUAUGGCUUAUCAAAGAGCUCAAUUGAUCUCCGUCAGGAGUGGAAGCAGGAUUUUGAGCAUGAUGUUUCAGAGUUGAAUACCUUAUAUAACAGCAGUCUUCAGACUUGUCCAGGCAGCAGGACUUUGCAGUGGAGAUCUGAGAACUCAAGACAGACAUUCGGAAAACCAUUUUUAGACAACACAUCUACAAGAAAAAUGCAGCAUUCUGCAGGUAGAGGUCUGUCAAGAACACCAACAGCUGAGAUAGAGCGCAAUCUCUGUGGAACCACACAUUCACCUGUGUCUAAGGUCACUCAUGGCAGGGACCAGAGCAGGAAGUCAGAUGAAGACAAUCUGUACAGUGCAGAGAAUUUCCGACGGCUGGCAAGGAGCCUCAGUGGGACUGUCAUCUCUAGCAGAGAAGAGACUCUGGUCUCUUCUCACAGUUUUGAGGCAUCCAAUGAGAGGAAACCGCUUGUGGACAGCAGUCAUCGCUCUCACAGCUCCUCCCCCAACCCUUAUACCCACAAUCCUUCUGUCUUAUCCUAUGAACCCCAGCACUACCCAACCCAGAUGCAGCACCCAUCUCAUGAGGUACUGGCGCCCAGCAUGGUGGGUGAGGCACAGAGGCCACCAGGAGACCCAACUGUCCAAAAGCUUUUGGCUUUGCCUGACAGGAGUGAAAGUGUCAGAGUCACCGAACACUCAGAUAUGGCAGUGAGCUUUGCAACUCUCCCAAGGGCACCCAAAAUUGGUUCCAAAUUAUACCUGACACAGAGGUCUUCACCUGAGACUUGGCAACAACCGGGAGCUAUGGAACAUAAUUUUCCAACAUACCACCAGUGGUCAGGUCACGUGGUGCCAACAAAUGUACCUGACCAGAGCUCACCAGGCAGAAGACUACAAAAUGGUCUGUUUCAGCAAGAAUCAAGUUACAGAGGCUACGAGACGUAUAAGAUGAACCGCAGACAAUCACCGUCUACAGAGUACUGCACCUUAAGUAUGCCACGUAGCUCUUCCAUGGGUAGGGGAGAUUUGUUGGGGAAAUCUUUUGCACCGCAGCCUAGAAUCCAAGGUCCUAGGAGAGUAGACAUGCCACCGGAGGAAGACUGGAGACAGAACAGCUUUGCACCCCAAGUGGGUGGAUGGAGGCAGCAUCCAGCAUAUUCCCCACAUCGGACCUUUUCUUCUGCCUCUGACAUGUACAGUACAACCAGCUGGAGGGGUACUUCUGCCUUACCUAGAAAUGGGAGGUAAAUGUAUUGGUAUAGCUGUCCAGAAUGCCUACUUAGAGAAGCUGCCAGAUUUGCAUCAAACACCCUUGAUCCAAGCCUUGUAAUGCAAAGGUAUUUGUUUGUAGUGUGAUCGCCAGUCUUGUCUUAACACCUUUAAGCCUGUGGAAAGUCCCUUUGUGCUAGAUGUUUGGUCAAGAUUUGGAAUCGUAAUUACUAUUUUAGAUUGCCCAACUGGUGCAGGAGGGCUUUGAAAUGAAGUAACAUCAGAGCUAGAAGACAUCCAUACUCUACAAGCUCACAGCUCCUUCAGGUGUGUAAAUUGCUGACAAAUCAUUCUUCCACUCAAGAAACCAUGAGAACAAUUGCUGAUUUCCUACCUUGUCAGUAUGGUGCUCGUUUAGCAAUAAUAUGCUUAAAUAGAGAGCGUUAACGUGUACAGGGUGUAUAUCAACUUCUUAGUAAAGGAGCAAAACCUAAGUAUUUUGGAACCAUUGCCUUUGCUCUUUCAGACCCUGCUUCAGUUAGCAAUAGUUAUAUGUUGCAGUGGUGAUAUCUAGAGUAAGCAAAGCGUUUUUGUUAUAUGUUGGAUUCCUUUUGGUGUCUAUGCGACCAAAGGACCAUAUCUGUUUUAAGUUACCCAUGCACUGCAUUUCUACAAGGUGUAUAGUAUAAUUGGUCCUUCCUCGAAUUUACCUUAAUAGCUUUUGCUGCCAGAAAAGGACCUGUUAACCACUGGCAGAGAACAAACUUUUUGAAAGACUCUGCACUCGGGAAGUUGGUCUUUCAGUGGCACUCUAUACAAUAAACCAGCGUGCAGUCAAGGGACUGGAAGUAUUAGUUGAAAAGUAAACCCAGCAUUAACCAUGCAGAUAGUUAAGCACAAAUCUUGACUACUGUAAGGGAGGUAGGAGAGGAGGGGGGGCAAUGCCACGUUUAUUGAAGAAUGCCCUGCCCACCCCUUUUUCCUUCUCUCCAGUAAUUGUAGCAAGUUCAUAACAGAUGACUGUUAUCACUGCAUGCUUAAACCCACUGAUGUUAACAGCUAGAGGAUAAAUUAAAUAUUUUAGUGUCAAAACAUUUGCUUUUGUAAGUAUUUUUCAAAUAAAUAUAUAAAAUAGUUCUAUUAAACAAAAUUUGCCCUGUUUUUAAUUUCUUUCUAUACCUUUGGGAAAUAUGUAAAUUUUUGUCUGAAAAUAUGAAUUCUGAAAAAAUAUUAAAGAAUGUUUCUGU